UUAUGUCGUUGUCACAACACUAUAUUCUUACACAUGUGAUAUGUUUUUAUUUCUGUUCAUAUUUUCUCACAUUCAGUCAGGUUAAGCAGCUCCAGGUCGAGAUUAAAGGGUAACUAAGUGUAGUGUUGCAUUAUUUCUCACACAUUUCACAUUUGAAUCAGCUAAGGAGUAGCACCAUUAGUUAUUUAUGGCUAUUAAAGAUAACAUAAGAAGUUACAACAGCCGUGUCUGCAAGUGAGGCUGUUGGACUCCUCUGACUGAUGGGUGUGGACGAAGACGCUUCCCACCCGUCUGACUGUGCGACUGCAGGAGAACCAAAUCUUCUCGGACUGCAGCCGAGGCUAAAAGACAAUCAAGAUGGAUCCGUCCGACCAGAAGCUCUUCACUGUUGUAGACUUUGUGAUAUUUGGGGUCCUGCUCGCCGCCUCUUUGGGCAUCGGGCUGUACCAUGCGCUCUCAGGGGGCCGUCAGCGCACCACACAGGAGUUCUUGAUGGCAGACAGGAGCAUGAAAUGUCUUCCUGUUUCACUGUCGCUCAUCGCCUCAUUCCAGUCCGCCGUGGCGAUUAUCGGGGUGCCGGCAGAAAUCUACACUCACGGCACUCAGUACUGGUUCAUUGGCUGCGCCUAUAUUCUCGGCCUCCUCAUUCCCGCUCAUGUUUUCAUUCCAGUAUUGUACAGGCUGCGGCUGUCCAGCGCUUAUCAGUAUCUUGAGCUGCGCUUCAGCAAAGCAGUGCGCAUCUGUGGAACCUUGACCUUCAUCUUUCAGAUGGUGAUCUACAUGGGCGUUUGUGUGUACACGCCAGCCUUUGCUCUUAACGCAGUUACCGGAUUUGAACUAUGGGGAACAGUGCUGGCCACUGGACUCGUGUGCACCUUAUACACAACAAUAGGUGGUCUGAAGGCCGUCAUCUGGACGGACGUGUUUCAGACUCUUGUGAUGUUUGCAGGGCAGCUGGCUGUCAUCGUGGUGGGGGUGCAGAAGACUGGAGGAGUGUCUGAAGUCUGGAGGAAAGUGUGGGAAGGAAAUCGCAUCUCUGCUCUCGACCUGAACCCGGACCCUACAGAGAGACACACCUUCUGGACUCUGGGGGUCGGCGGGGUCUUCCUCAUGCUGUCCCUGUACGGAGUGAACCAGGCUCAGGUCCAAAGAUAUCUCAGCGCCCGCACAGAGAGGGACGCCGUCAGGUCUUGCUACAUGGUGUUUCCUUCCCUGCAGCUGGCUCUGGCUCUGAGCUGUGUGAUGGGACUGGUCAUGUUUGCAUGUUACUGUGGAGAAGAUCACUCCAACAAGCUGGGCACCGCUUCAAGGGAUGCUAUGGUGAUUUCCUUUGUGAUGGACAUGCUGCAAGGUCUACCUGGACUGCCUGGACUGUUUAUUGCGUGUUUAUUCAGUGCAGCCCUCAGCACCAUCUCUUCUGCUUUUAACUCUCUGGCCACUGUGACGAUGGAAGACCUCAUCAAACCACACUUCCCCGCCAUGACCGAGGAAAGAGCGACCCUGCUGUCCAAAGCAUUAGCGAUGUCCUAUGGGCUGCUGUGUCUGGCCAUGGCCUACCUCACCCAUCUAAUGGGUGAUUCAGUUCUGCAGGUGGCUUUGAAAAUCUUCGGGAUGGUCGGCGGUCCGAUUCUCGGUCUGUUUUGUCUCGGGAUGUUCUUUCCUUGGGCCAACUCCACUGGAGCAUUAGCUGGUCUUGGGGCCGGUCUGGCUAUGGCUUUCUGGGUCGGCAUCGGAAGCAUUGUCACUCGAAGCUCCGGCACAAAAUCGCUCCCGCCCGCCUGCGGAGCCAUCCUGCUGUCAGACAACACGACCACGGCCAUCCAGACUGCACUCAGCAACGUCACUCUGAGUCGACCCUCUGGACUGAAGAGGUUCUAUUCAUUGUCCUACAUGUGGUACAGUGCGUUCAGCUGCUCCACAGUCAUUCUAAUCGGCCUGAUCAUCAGCUUUCUCACAGGCCCUAUGAAAGCGGAAGAUGUGACGCCAGGAACUAUCUAUCCCUUGUCUGGGAAACUGCUCUGUUUUCUACCUGAGUGUCACAAAAAGAAGCUCUGCUGUGCGACCCCUCAGGGACAGACGCUGUCAGCACAACAGAGGCAACCUCCACACCACAAAGAAAGCAACGGACUGGUUUUGUCACAAGAGGACGGACAAUCACAGGAAGAGACGUACGCUUUUCUUCCUCGUUUUUUGGAGUGUGAGACGACCGUGUGACGUCGCAGUCACGCGUCUGGACGAACGAACGAACGGUUAAAGCGUCUUCGCACGAGGCCCCUCGACUGAAACACAUACUUGCAUUUUAGUUUCUUGUGUUGUUGCCUUUGCAUUGUGAAGAUAGUUUAAAUUUGCACUGUCGAACGCUGCAGCGAACAAUGUACAGUCGACACUUUUUCAGUUUUCAGAGACUUAAGUGCAGCUGAGCCUGUUUUAGUUCAAUUUAUUCGUGUCAACUUCAGGUGGGUGAUCACAGAAUCAUGAAAGGAAACUGCACUACAUUGUUUUAUCAGAAUUACUGUAUUACUGCCCUUUACAACAACCAUAAAUGGAUUUACUUUUACAGUUAUGUAAAUGUAUAUGAAAAUGUGUAUUUGAACAUGGUUUACUGCAGCUGUAUGUGAGACGACUUUUGAAGAAUGUGAAACGCAGAAAAAAAACUCUUUUUAUAAAAAUGAUUAAAGAUUUUAUAGAUAAACAUUCA
This is a messenger RNA of Acanthopagrus latus (yellowfin seabream), 2698 nucleotides long. It is a transcript of the gene slc5a6b, whose product is annotated as solute carrier family 5 member 6. Gene Ontology annotation, biological process: sodium ion transport; pantothenate transmembrane transport; biotin transport. NCBI's taxonomy places the organism in Eukaryota, Metazoa, Chordata, Actinopteri, Spariformes, Sparidae. Gene Ontology annotation, molecular function: sodium-dependent multivitamin transmembrane transporter activity. The record is from RefSeq and is a predicted model, not a curated record. Gene Ontology annotation, cellular component: membrane. The transcript is spliced from 16 exons. The coding region runs from base 358 to 2214 and encodes 618 amino acids.